GUGACACUGAGACCCUCGGUGGCCCCAAAGCAGGCCUGUAUUUGUCAGAUAAAGACAACCAGGAACGCUGACUGCCCUUUACCUCCAAAGUCAGAGAUCCAGAGAGCCAUGGACAAAUUGCCAGGGAUGUGGUGCUUCAUCCUGUUUUCUCUUUUGGCAUCAUUUUCUGCUGAGCCGACCAUGCAUGGGGAGAUCCUGUCCCCUAAUUAUCCCCAGGCGUACCCCAAUGAGGUCAUGAAAACUUGGGACAUUGAAGUCCCAGAGGGGUUUGGGAUUCACCUUUACUUUACCCAUCUGGACAUAGAGCUGUCAGAGCACUGUGCAUACGACUCAGUGCAGAUAAUCUCAGGAGGCAACGAGGAAGGGAGACUCUGUGGCCAGAGGACCAGCAAGAGCCCCAACUCCCCCANUGUAGAAGAGUUUCAGUUCCCGUACAAUAAACUCCAGGUGGUCUUUACCUCAGACUUCUCCAACGAAGAACGGUUUACAGGCUUUGCGGCAUACUACGCUGCCAUAG
Messenger RNA from Mus pahari (shrew mouse), 517 nucleotides. Its product is annotated as complement C1s subcomponent-like. The annotation marks the transcript as partial. Gene Ontology annotation, molecular function: serine-type endopeptidase activity. The record is from RefSeq and is a predicted model, not a curated record. The transcript has 3 exons. NCBI's taxonomy places the organism in Eukaryota, Metazoa, Chordata, Mammalia, Rodentia, Muridae.